AUGUCGACAAGCAACGUCCCAUACCCAUUCCAUUUCGAAUCGGCCGCGCCCUCGGGCCCGCAGAACGGUACAGCUUCCAACGUUGAGAUCCAGUUCCAAAAUGCGCGGGGUAAAAUUCCGUCUCUACAAGCCUCGCGACUUCGCACCAUGAUGCUGGAGGCACGCAAUGACCCCACGAAGAUCCUCGCUCACGCCUGUUCCUACGAUGGACUCUCAUCUCGUCUUAUCGAGGAAGCUGGAUUUCCGAUGGUUUUCCUCGCGGGAUACGCGGUCGCUAGCUCUCAUGGCAUCCCAGAUACGGGGUACAUCGCGAUGGCCGAAAUGUGUGAUAAGAUUCAGGAAAGUGUCCGACAGGUCUCGGUCCCGGUCAUGGCCGAUGGGGAUACCGGAUAUGGAAGUCCGAUGAACGUGAAGCGAACUGUGGAAAGCUUUGCCGCAGCGGGUGCAGCAGGUGUGAUGAUUGAAGACCAACAAUGGCCAAAACGCUGCGGACAUACCAAGGGCAAAGAUGUGGUCUCUCGUCCAGAGGCCUAUGCUCGUAUCCAGGCUGCAUGUGAUGCCCGAAAUGAAGGAAGAGAUAUUUUUGUCUUGGCGCGAACCGAUGCAUUGAUGUAUGGAUGGGAUGAAGCCAUGGCGCGAGCUCAAGAAUUCAAGCGAAUUGGAGUUGACGCAAUUUUUAUCGAGGCCCUGCCGGAUCGCGCAUCUAUGAAAAGAUGUGCAGACGAGAUUGAUAUUCCCGUGUUUGCCAAUAUCAUUGAAGGGGGUAAGACGGAAAACAUAUCUGCGAAGGAAUUGGCCGAGCUGGGAUACAGUGCAGUUGCGUAUCCAUGGACACUUGUGGCGGCACACCUGAGAAGUAUUCGGGAGGCAUUGGAUGGUCUCAAGAGAAGUUUUACUAACGGUGCACCCCCUACGAUUCUGACGUAUGAUGAGGUCUGCGAUGGUGUUGGUUUCAACAAGUACUGGGAACAUGCCGACAAGUACAAGUACAACUGA
Messenger RNA from Penicillium angulare, 996 nucleotides. RefSeq names its product isocitrate lyase/PEP mutase family protein. The record is from RefSeq and is a predicted model, not a curated record. The coding region runs from base 1 to 996 and encodes 331 amino acids. Lineage: Eukaryota; Fungi; Ascomycota; Eurotiomycetes; Eurotiales; Aspergillaceae. The transcript is spliced from 3 exons. Gene Ontology annotation, molecular function: catalytic activity.